UAUACGACAAAGAAAACCACAUCAUACAUUGCAUCACCUCCCAAUUCCGUUUUAUUUUUCUUAAACCUUUUGCUCUCCUUGCUUUUUACCAUGUUUAGUCUUUGAGCUCUAAUAAUAACAAUAUCUAUCUGUCAAUCCCAGAAAAACGAAGCCUCACCAACCCCAAACAAAUUACCUCACUCUCCUUUAGAUCUCGCUUCCGUCAGUCAAUCUUUUCUCGGAUCAUUGCCAUGGGUACUUUCAUAAUAUCAGCUUCAGAAAAUCCUUUCAAUACCAUUUUGAAGACUUUGGAGAGGCCAGAUGGUGGUGAAUUCGGAAAAUACUAUUGUUUACCCGCUCUCAAUGAUCCAAGGAUCGAUAAACUUCCUUACUCUAUUAAAAUACUUCUUGAAUCCGCGAUACGUAACUGCGAUGAAUUUCAAGUUAAGAGUAAGGAUGUUGAGAAGAUAAUUGAUUGGGAGAACACAUCUCCCAAGCAGGUUGAGAUUCCGUUUAAGCCAGCUCGAGUGCUUCUUCAGGAUUUUACUGGUGUUCCUGCUGUUGUUGAUCUUGCCUGCAUGCGAGAUGCUAUGAACAAGCUUGGUGGUGAUUCUAAUCAAAUUAAUCCACUGGUUCCUGUAGAUCUUGUUAUUGAUCACUCAGUUCAGGUUGAUGUAGCACGAUCAGAAAAUGCAGUGCAGGCAAACAUGGAACUUGAAUUCCAAAGGAACAAAGAAAGAUUUGCUUUUCUCAAGUGGGGUUCAAAAGGAUUCGAUAACAUGCUUGUUGUUCCUCCUGGAUCAGGAAUAGUACAUCAGGUCAAUUUAGAAUAUCUUGGAAGAGUUGUUUUCAACACAAAUGGCAUGCUUUACCCUGAUAGUGUUGUUGGAACAGAUUCACAUACAACUAUGAUUGAUGGAUUGGGUGUUGCUGGCUGGGGUGUUGGUGGUAUAGAAGCAGAAGCUGCCAUGCUUGGCCAGCCCAUGAGCAUGGUCUUGCCAGGUGUUGUUGGGUUUAAACUAUUAGGAAAGUUGAGAGAUGGUGUGACAGCUACUGAUUUGGUGUUGACAGUUACUCAAAUGCUGAGGAAGCAUGGGGUUGUUGGCAAGUUUGUGGAAUUCUAUGGGGAAGGCAUGCGUGAAUUGUCAUUGGCAGACCGUGCAACUAUUGCCAACAUGUCUCCUGAGUAUGGUGCAACAAUGGGAUUUUUCCCUGUGGAUCAUGUCACGCUGCAGUAUCUACAACUGACUGGCAGAACCAAUGAGACUAUUGCUAUGAUAGAAUCCUAUUUACGGGCCAAUAAGAUGUUUGUGGAUUACAAUGAGCCUCAGAUUGAGAAGGUGUACUCUUCCUACCUGGAAUUGAAACUUGAGGAAGUUGAACCCUGUAUAUCAGGGCCCAAGAGGCCGCAUGAUCGAGUUCCUUUGAAAGAAAUGAAAGCAGAUUGGCAUGCAUGCUUAGACAACAGAGUUGGAUUUAAGGGAUUUGCUAUUCCAAAGGAAUCUCAGAGCAAGAUUGCAAAGUUUUCAUUUCAUGGGACUCCAGCAGAGCUAAGGCAUGGAGAUGUGGUUAUAGCUGCUAUUACUAGUUGCACAAAUACUUCAAAUCCUAAUGUGAUGCUUGGAGCUGCUCUGGUUGCAAAGAAGGCUUGUGAAUUAGGAUUGGAGGUCAAGCCAUGGAUUAAGACUAGUCUUGCUCCAGGCUCUGGGGUUGUAACCAAAUACUUGCAAAAGAGUGGUUUGCAGAAGUAUUUGAAUCAGUUAGGGUUUCAUAUAGUUGGGUACGGAUGCACUACAUGCAUUGGGAAUUCAGGAGAUAUUGAUGAAUCUGUGGCAUCAGCUAUCUCUGAAAAUGAUAUGGUGGCCGCUGCUGUGUUGUCUGGAAACAGAAACUUUGAAGGACGUGUACAUCCUUUGACAAGGGCUAACUAUCUUGCUUCUCCUCCUCUUGUUGUUGCCUAUGCUCUUGCUGGCACUGUGGAUAUUGAUUUUGAGAGAGAACCCAUUGGUACAGGGAAAGAUGGAAAAAAGAUCUUUUUCCGGGAUAUUUGGCCUUCUAGUGAAGAAGUGGCUAAUGUUGUACAAUCAAGUGUGCUGCCUGAUAUGUUUAAAGCUACAUAUGAAGCAAUCACCAAAGGAAAUCCCAUGUGGAAUCAGUUAUCUGUGCCUUCUAGCACCCUUUAUUCCUGGGAUCCAACAUCAACUUACAUCCAUGAGCCACCAUACUUUAAAGACAUAACCAUGUCACCUCCAGGUCCACAUGGAGUGAAGGAUGCUUACUGCUUGCUUAACUUUGGAGAUAGUAUCACAACUGAUCACAUCUCCCCAGCUGGUAGCAUCCACAAAGAUAGCCCUGCAGCCAAAUAUCUCUUGGAACACAGGGUAGAUAGAAGAGAUUUCAAUUCUUAUGGAAGUCGCCGUGGUAAUGAUGAGAUUAUGGCCAGGGGUACUUUUGCAAAUAUCCGACUUGUGAACAAACUAUUGAAAGGAGAAGUUGGGCCUAAAACAAUUCAUAUUCCCUCUGGAGAGAAGCUAUCUGUAUAUGAUGUUGCGAUGAGAUACAAGACUGCAGGACAGGAUACCAUAAUUUUGGCUGGUGCUGAAUAUGGGAGUGGAAGUUCUCGAGACUGGGCUGCUAAAGGUCCAAUGUUGCUGGGUGUAAAAGCAGUCAUUGCCAAGAGUUUUGAGCGAAUUCACCGUAGCAAUUUGGUGGGCAUGGGCAUCAUUCCCCUUUGUUUCAAGUCUGGAGAGGAUGCUGAGACUCUUGGGUUGACUGGCCAGGAGCGCUAUACUAUCGAUCUUCCUAGCAGUGUGAAUGAACUUAAACCGGGUCAAGAUGUCACUGUGGCUACAGAUAGUGGCAAGUCAUUCACCUGUACUGUACGAUUUGAUACAGAGGUGGAACUGGCUUAUUUCAACCAUGGAGGCAUUUUGCAGUAUGUCAUUCGGAACUUGAUCUGCUCAAAACAGUGAUUCGGCGAGAAAUAUUUGUCUACAAAGCGGGUCAUGUCGGCAGCUUAUUUGAUGGGUUGGCAUUUUCGGACAUGGGCAAGUAAAAUUGCAGCAAAAUUUAUGAAUAAAAUUAGAAACCCAAGGGUGGGAAAAUUGGGCAUUACGAUUCAAGGCAUGUUUAGAUAUGCAGACAUAUAUGGACCUUUUUCUUUCCUGUCCUCACCUAACUUUUUGGAGGAGGUAUUGACAAAGGGAACAGGCAAAAAAGGAAUAUAAAGAACAAGUACUGUAUUGUAGUGUUAAUAAUAAGGAAUUUUUAAGCAA
Molecule: messenger RNA, 3254 nt
Organism: Durio zibethinus
Lineage: Eukaryota; Viridiplantae; Streptophyta; Magnoliopsida; Malvales; Malvaceae
Product: aconitate hydratase 1
Source: RefSeq, a predicted model, not a curated record